AUGGCUAACAACAACUCACUGGUUGAUAGUGAAUUCUUAAGGCGAAAGAUCAAUUACCAGGUAAUUUUAGUUCAGAUUUUUGUAUCCCUUUUCCUGUGCAUCAACUUUUUGCUGAUCACAACCUUUUUUAUGAAGGAUUUCUUCUACACGACCAUGCGAUACAUCUUAUUUGCUAAUACAUUACUGUCUGAUUGUCUGAUCUUAAUUAUAACAAAUCUCAUGCUCAUCCUGAGCUAUUUUCGUGUCACUAUUCAGAUGCAGUUGUGUCUUAUUCUAUUCACAGUGUCCUCUCUGUGUAAUUUUGUCACACCAGUUACUCUGACAGCAAUGACACUGGAGCGCUAUGUAGCUGUUUGCAUGCCCCUGCGCCAUGGAGAGCUGUGCUCCACACGCAGAACUGUGCACUGCAUCCUCAUCAUUUACGGCCUCAGCUCUGUGCCAGUCACUGUAACUCUUUCAGUUUUAUUUGCAUCUAUCACACUGAGCUUUUACAAACAAUACAUGGUGUGUACAGUGGAGGCAUUCCUUUUAUACACUUGGCACAAACAUCUUAGGUCAGGUAUAAGUCAAUUUUACUUCUUGAUCAUGUUUAUUACUAUUGUGUCCUCCUAUAUUAAAAUAAUGAAAGUGGCCAAAGCUGCAUCAGGAGAGGAUAAAAAGUCAACAAAGAAAGGGCUCAGAACAGUGGUUCUUCAUUCUUUCCAGCUGCUCCUCUGUCUCAUCCAGCUGUGGUGCCCAUUUAUAGAAUCAGCUGUGUUUCAGAUUAAUGUUGUGUUAUUUAUCAAUAUCAGGUACUUUAAUUACAUUACUUUUUAUCUUGCUCCAAGGUGCCUCAGUCCUCUCAUUUAUGGCCUCAGGGAUGAAAAGUUUUUUCUUGCACUGAGACACUUUGCUCUCAGUGGCUUGUGCAAGAACAAAUCAUUUGACAAAUUAAAACUAUGA
Seriola dumerili (greater amberjack) is the source of this 942-nucleotide messenger RNA. Its product is annotated as growth hormone secretagogue receptor type 1-like. Gene Ontology annotation, biological process: G protein-coupled receptor signaling pathway. The transcript has a single exon. Gene Ontology annotation, molecular function: G protein-coupled receptor activity. The coding region runs from base 1 to 942 and encodes 313 amino acids. NCBI's taxonomy places the organism in Eukaryota, Metazoa, Chordata, Actinopteri, Carangiformes, Carangidae. The record is from RefSeq and is a predicted model, not a curated record. Gene Ontology annotation, cellular component: membrane.